Molecule: messenger RNA, 501 nt
Organism: Seminavis robusta
Lineage: Eukaryota; Bacillariophyta; Bacillariophyceae; Naviculales; Naviculaceae
Source: the annotation of a GenBank genome assembly
AUGUCACUCUCGCGUGAGGCCGGAUGCAUCACCCAUGUUGAGGGGAACCGACACCUCCGAGUGAUGAUCAUACUGGUACCAAAGACACUGACUCUUUUGAUCCCAGAUAAGGACCUCCACCAGAACAUUGAACGAUACAUCCGGCUCAUCCACCCCCAUGAUUACACCAAACUGCAAGAAAAGGAAGAAGGGGCUGAUGAUGAGGAAGAAAAAGACAAUGAGGAUAAGGUAGAGGAGGAGGGAAAGAAGGAGUCCGAGGAUUCCAAUUUCGAUGACACUGACGGGAGCCACGAUGGUCUUGAUGAUAAGAAGAAGCCCCCCAAGAAAAGGGUUGAUGCAGAGGAGACUGACGCAAGCAAAAAUGGUGUUGGUGAUGAGAAGGAGCCCACAGAGAAAAAGUUUGAAGCAAAUACUGUGGAACUGUGUACCAUAACGAUGGAGAUGCCACUGCGACAGUUUUACACACCAGACUUCCAGAAUAUCUGUAAGUGCCUCCCCUGA